Acanthosepion pharaonis is the source of this 801-nucleotide messenger RNA. The record is from the annotation of a GenBank genome assembly. Lineage: Eukaryota; Metazoa; Mollusca; Cephalopoda; Sepiida; Sepiidae.
AUGUGGCUUUCAUAUAGAUUAUAUUCGUCUUUCUUUCUUGCUGCUUCUCAUUCUUCUUUCUCCCAUUAUUUUUUUUUUCAUUCCUUCUUUCGUUCAUGGUUUCAUCCAUUCAUUCAUUCAUUCAUUUAUUCUUUAAUUCAUUCUUUCUUUCUUUCUUUCUUUCUUUCUUUCUUUCUUUCUUUCUGUCGUUCAUCCUUUUUUUCUUUUACUCAUUAUUUCUUUCUUUCAUUCAUUUCUUUCUUUCUUUCAAUUUCGUUCUUCCUCCCCAUCUCUUCCCACCUCUCCUUUUCUCUCCGAGUUUUCUCAUUUUCGCUCUCUUUCUCACCUAUGCUCUCUUCCUCUACAUACGUGCUACUCCUUUUCUCUUUCUUCCUCUCGUCCCCUGCCACUCAUGUUCUCCUUCUUACACUCUGUCACUCUUCUUUUCUCCUCCUCUCUCCUUCUCCUUACUCUUUCUUCUUGAUCUUUCUCUAUCCUUCUCUCUUCGCUCUCAUUCACAUAAUCUUAUUCUCUCCUAUUCUCUUUGAUCAUUCUCCUCCUUGCUCUCUCCUUUUUCUAUUCUAUCCGUCUCUCUCAUGCCAAUUUCCUACUUUUUUCUCAUUAUCUACCUCUCCCUCUCUCUCGUCCUCUCUUUCUCCGUCUCCCCGUCUCUCACUUCAAUUCCUUCUCUCUAAAAUUCUCUAUCUAUUGCUCACUUUAUUUCUCUUCAUUUCACUAUCACACGCCCAUUUUACCCCUCUCCUUCUCCAUCUCCUCCUUUCGCUCUGUCUGUCUCUAUCCGUUUUACAAGGACAUUUCUGA